CAUCCAUCAUGGCGCCCAAAAUGUUUGAGGUUUCCUUCAAGGAAAAUUACGCAAUAUUGUCCAUGAAAUGCGGGGAAAACAGAUUAAAUCCCAAAUUUCUCGAAGAUUUUCAUUGUGCUCUGGAUAAAAUCGAAAGGUAUUUGAUUUUAUUCUCGUGAGGGUGUGGAGUGUGAUCUGUGAAAAGCUGAAAAUAUGUGGGAGUCUGAUUAUUAUUCCUUCUGUAUGAAGGGAACGUUGCCAGGCUAGAUUCCAGAAUGCUGGACCACUUAUUUGCGUCUCGUUGACAACAGAAAAGAUGGAAGCAUUUUUUAUUUUCAGUUAUUUAGUUCAGUCUACUGCUAAAUACUUUAAGCCUGUGCACCCCCCAUGCCAUACCCCCAACGAGAUCUUCCCUCCUCCCCCUCCUCCUUUCUCUUUCUCCUUAGGGAAAAGCCCUGGGAAUGCGGUUGAACCCUGCUCCAAGGUGUUUUAAUUUUGUAACUUACAGUCAAGGCAGGUCAAGCGUACUCCUCAAAAUUCUACUACUGAAUUGAUUAUUUGAAAGAUGAAUCUGUCAGUCGUUCCCAUGACUACUGUCAAAUUCAAAUCGGCAUUCCAGCAUGCAUGAUGAGCAGUGAAUAUUUUAUGAGAACUUCUCUGUAUUUGGUCAGAUUGAAAAUCUCUCAAAUUAUUGAUAAAAUUGCUUCAAAGACAUUCACAUCAAAUUCAGGGAAACUGAGCUGGUAAAAAUUUCAUAACUGCCUCGCGUGUUAAUUCACGGCUCAUUACGUAUGCAAGAAUGCAGAGAUGAAUCUGAAAUCUACAACUACCAACGGUUUCAACUUUUGAAUACAGUUGAAUCUCCCGUAAGCGAUCACCCAAAAUGCAAAGACUUACUGAUUGCUUAUGGGAGGUGGUCGCUGACAAGAAUUGAACCACAGGGGACCUCUUCCGAGAAGAGGUCUGGGCACGUCUACUUUAUGGGAGAUAAUUUAUUGCAUGCAAUUUCUAACUUAUGCCACAUGUAGUUCCAUGUUGUUACUAAAGUUCUUUGUACAUGUCGUAUAUUCUUAGUAGAAUAGUGCACACAGCGAACAGAGAGAUCAGAGAAUACGACAAGUGGUUGCUUACAAGAGCUUAAAAACGAUGGAAAAUCUUUAAACUUUCAGUCCCAAAAAGUGGUCGCAGUCACUUACAGGAGGUGGUCGUUUACUAGAGGUUCCAACUGUGAGGCUUUGACUGGGAAAAUUUUGGUGUUUUGGAUUGGCGGUUGCUUAUGGGAGGUGGUUGCCUAUGGGAGGUGGUCACUUAUGAGAGGUAGUUGCACAUGGGGGUUCGACUGUAAUAAAUACAUUAGGGACCUUACGAAACCACGACGAUGACGGCAACAGGAACCUCAAAAAACAAUAGGUUUAAUGAGCAAAACAAAAACUGUGCAUGUGCAUUGCGCUUUUUUGUACAUUGCUUUGCCUUCACUGCAUAACUACGACCUGAAAUGACCAAACUUUAAGUUUACUUGGGAACGGGAAUGGCAAGACGAUAAAUUCUACCAUCUCUGUCCGCACUUUAGUGCAUUCCCCUCUCUUCAGCUCCAGCUGAAAUCCCCUUCUUAUAAGUAACAGAGCGAAUUGGGAUAAUCGUGAAAAAGUUUAAAAUAAUGCGAGGUCUGUUUUUCAGCAACGUUUUCAUGGAUGUUACCAUUGUCAGAUUGUAAGGUCCCUAUUAAUGGAAUCUUGGGGAUCUUGGGGAACAUGCUUGACCUGGCUUGACUGUAAACCCACGUCUUGCACUAUUUGACGAUCUUUUGAUCUUAUUUUACCUUACCUGGAAACAAUUAGCCCAGUUUUUUAAAACAUAAUCUGCAGUCCUCAUUUUAUACCUGGUCCAUGUUUUAUACCCAGUCUGCAGUCCGUGGUCCACAUUCCGCAGUCUGUGUUUUAUAACUGCUUCAGCUCCAUUUGACUUCUUGUUCAGUUCCUUGCCUGCCAUUUGAAUUUUAAAGGUACUCUUUUGCCUGUACAAGUUUUAAAUGCUGACUGCUUCCCCUCAGUAUUUUAUUAAGUACAAAAUGUAGGUAUCUAUAUUUUGGGGAGUUUAUUAAGUUCUAAGGGUCUAAGCUCUAAGGUGCAAGUGUCCAUGGGUUCAGAAGUUCGUGGGGGAGGAACACGACGAAGCCCAUAGAAUACCAGUGUGGGAUACGAGAUGUUUAAAGAAAGAUCUCAUGUAUUUUGCCUUUUUUUUCAGAAACAAAGAUGUCCAGUUUCUGAUAACGACAGGAGAUGGAAAAUUCUAUUCAAAUGGCAUUGAUCUUGAGUUUCUUGGAACGUGCACUGCAGAAGAGAAGCUGAAAACAAUAAAUGCCUUUCCAUUAGCUAUACUGAGAUUGCUUACUUUUCCAGUGCCAACCAUUGCUGCACUAAAUGGUACAUUUUUCCUUGGGGGGAUGGGUUUGUAGUUCUCUGAGGGCAGAGUACUUAACCUUUGUUGGGGCAUUUUAUUUCUGGGAUAGUCAGUAGGGCCAUCAUGAUUGAUUUUUGAAGCAGCUAAUAGAAACUAGACUUUCACUGGGAACAUCUCAUAAGGAGAUUAUGGCCUCUUAUUUAGCUUCUCACUUUGAUGACUUGUGACAUAUCGAAGACAGCUCAGCUGGAACAGAUGUUAUUGGUUAAGGCUCUUUGUUGGAGAUGUGCAAAACACAACAUUCCUAUUUGAAUGCUGCUGAUGCACCCCUUUUAUAACAUAACCUUUUCUGCUGAUCCCCCUUGCCUACCAAUAAUAAAAUAUUUUCUUAUCUUCCUACUGACAUUGUCUUCCACUUGAUGAAGAAACCUAUCUUAACCUUGGUUGCUUAUUAAAUUUUUGGACUCUGAGAGAGAGGGUGAGGUGGGUGCUUAUUCGAGGCUGGUUGCUUAUUAAAUUUUCACAAUUUUUAGCAGUAGUAAUUUUAUGUUGCAACCAAAUGUAAAGGAAUUCAAAAGCAGAAUUUUAACUUUUCAUUGAAAGUUUCUUUAAAAGACUAAGAAAAUUUGGUCUUCAAGUAGAACUUUCUCUAUAACUAUUUCCAGCUCAUGAUCAGUAAGGUCAUUUUCUUUUUAGGUGGGGACUGGUAGGGGGGUGGGUGCUUAUUCGAGGCUGGGCAUUUGUUAACUUGUUCUGCCUGUAGGGCGGGUGGUUAUUUGAUGUGGUUGCUUAUUCAAGGUUGGGUGCUUAAUUGAAUAAAUGCUGUACAUCUGUUAUAAAGACAUCACUGUAUGAAAAAGAACCUUUUUAACAAAAUUCUUGUAUUAAUUUAUCAAGCCUUUUUCUUUAGUCCAGUGUGAAAGUCAGUUGGUUUUCGUCUAACCCUCUCUUCCCUCUACUAGCAAAUAACAUACCAGUAUUCCAUACUUACCAGUUAGCGUUCAUGUUCACAGGGCAUGCUUUUGCUGGAGGGGGAAUACUGGCUCUUGCACAUGACUACAGAGUAAUGCGAACCAAGCGAGGCUGGUUCUGCCUUCCAGAAGUAGAUCUUCACUUGCAGUUUGGGAAAGCAAAUUUGUUACUGCUAAGGUAUGUCACACCACUGUAAUAUAAUAAUAAUUAUUCAUACUUUGCUAUAAAUAUCUGACCUAGGUUCUCUCAGUGAUUGAAGAAUAAUGCCAGUCAUUGAAUGUUUUUGUCAGUAGCCUCUGAAACUAUAAAUCACCAAUCUAGUAGAGUUGAUGGGCACUUUUUUGAAUCGGUUGUGUUAUAAAUAUUUGGGGAUGGUGCUUGCUAGUUGUAUCUCUUACAGUUGGCAGAUAUGGAUGAUUGGCUGGUAUGACUGUCACUCUAAUAUUUACCGGUAAUUCUGAGGAAUCUUGAGGCAUUACCAUUCAGAUGAGACCUGUAUUUGCAAAAUGGGAUUUUAAAACCUGAGUUAUGCUAAGCACAUAAUAGACAAUGUCACAAAGUUCUUUGAUGACAAUACUAGUCCCAGGACUCCACAAUAGUACAAUAAUAUUAAUUUUAUUUUCAAGGAUUUUGCAAAAAAGAUAUUAGGAAUUUCUGUGAAUUUUUAUAUAUUAAGAAAGUUCUAAAUGACUGUUAAUAACGUUUAGGGCAAAGAUCAAAGAUCCCAAGAUACUGUCAGAUGCUGUACUCAUGGGAAAGCGCUUUGUUGCUGAAGAGGCUCUGUCUGGUGGAAUUAUUCAAAAGGUCUGCUCUGCUGAGCAAUUACUUGAUACUGCGGUGCAGAUGGGCAAAGAGGCUGUUGAAGAAAAGAAGUUUAAAAGAGACUUCUUUAAAGAGUUCAAGACAAAUCUCUAUAGUGACAUUGUUGAUGCUUUUCAGAGACAAAUCAGUAAUACUGAAGAGAGUCUUAAAGUGAUUUCAGACUUUUCUCUCAGUUCUAAACUUUGAAAGAAAAAUUUAUAUGCUUAAAUGACUGGUGUGGUGUUCCUCAGACGGCUAAAGGUGCCCAACGCCAACUUCUUAAGCAGAAGUACCAGGCUCCCUCAGUUAGUUAAGACAUGUUGAAAAGAAAAGUAAGCGGAAUAAUGCUGUCUCCACAGUCCUCACCUGAAUGUUUUUCUUUUUCUGCUCAAACUGACUAACUAAUCAGUAAAGCAGUGCUAAGGCAGUGCUUAACCCUAAUUAGUAAAGGGGAAAACUACAUUGUCUAAAUUUCAUGAGGUGUCUGAAGGGGCUAUGGUCGAGGGGAUUUAAUGAUAACCGACUUUGUUAGAGAUAAAUCCGAAGUUAGGAUUAGGCUUACAAGCUUAUUCCAGGCUGGGCGCUUAUUAAGUUUUUCUGCCUUUAGGAUGGGCGCUUAUUCAAGGUGGGCGCUAAUUCGAGGUUGGGCGCUUAUUCGAAUAAAUACGGUAACUUAUUUCACCAGAAACGGUAACAUGCUGGAGUUACAACGACCAGAAUUCGAGUUAUCGGGGUAAAUUUCAGUGAACUAAGUUUUUUAUCAAACCGGAAAUGAAAUUUAGUUCCCUCAGUCGAUUUAGCC
Porites lobata is the source of this 4954-nucleotide messenger RNA. Lineage: Eukaryota; Metazoa; Cnidaria; Anthozoa; Scleractinia; Poritidae. The record is from the annotation of a GenBank genome assembly.